AUAGAUAGCUAGCUAGCUAGCCAGCUCGAUCACUAGGGUCAGUGAGCUCACCGGCCGCGGCCGGCCACCUCACCGUGCAUAUGGCACGCGCCGCCGUCUGCCUGGCCGUCUUCCUCCUCGCCGUCCUCGCAUCCGUCGCUGCCUCCGACGACCCAUUGACAGGCGCGCAGCAGACAAGCCAGGUGAGCCAUGGCACCACGGAGGAGAGGAGAAGUUCGCCGGUGAAGGAAGACGGAGGCGAGGGGAAGGCGGUCAGCCAGGUCGAGCAAGCCGGCGAGUUGGUGAGCUCGCCGUCGGUGGAGAAGGAAGACAAGAAGCUGGAGCAUCACCCAAGUGAGGAGAGGAAAAUGGGCGAUGACGUCGGCGACACCAGUGAUGAUGAUGACGAUGAUCAUGACUCUGAUUCGGACCAUGACUCGGACCACGAUUCGGACUCCGACCAUGAUCACGACUCUGACGACUCAGAUCAUGAUUCAGAUUCUGAUCACGAUUCAGAUUCAGACCACGAUUCGGACUCUAACCACAACUCCGAUGAUGAUGACGAUGAAGGUGAUGACAGUAAUGACAGCGAUGAUCAAGGUGAUGGUAGUGGUGAUAGUGGUGGUGAUGAUGGUUUUCACAACGAUGAUCACAAAACAAACAAGAAUGCAAUGAAUAAAAAUGAGAAGAAGAGCUCAGCUCCUGGAGGGAGGAAGGUAGGUCUAGGUAACAAGAACUAAUUAACAAAGCAAGAAAGUGAUGGAUAUUGGAAUAAUUGUGUGAGGCUGUGAGCUCAGUGCUUCCUUCACCGAUCAUACUAGCAUGUGCUUUAUCUUUACUUACUCGUCCGAAUGUAACAUGUAUAACUAUGCGUGUGCUUAGUUCUUACCGAAUAAUAUAUCUCCUUUCAAGAAAAUCUAUGAUGAAUAUAUGUAU
This is a messenger RNA of Oryza brachyantha (malo sina), 915 nucleotides long. Its product is annotated as bone sialoprotein-binding protein-like. The record is from RefSeq and is a predicted model, not a curated record. Gene Ontology annotation, biological process: cell adhesion; ossification. The transcript has a single exon. Lineage: Eukaryota; Viridiplantae; Streptophyta; Magnoliopsida; Poales; Poaceae. The coding region runs from base 81 to 719 and encodes 212 amino acids.